AUGAUUUGGAAAGAUGAAAAGACUAUCAGUACCGAUGAUCUAUCUAAUCAAGAGAAUAAGCAUUUUGGUGAUACUUCAAGUGACAGUAUUUCCCUAGACACUCAUCAAAACCCAGCUCAACAAAAACAAUCAGCUAUUUAUGAUCAAAAACGAUUUGAUAAUUUUAAUUGUUUGUCUCAACAUGAAGAAUUAAUAGAAUUACGUACAAAACCUUCACAAUCUCUAAAGUUUUCUCAAUCAUCUAAUUCAAUCAAUUUAAAAUUAUACAACGAUAAUUCUUUUCCUAUAAUAUUUAAAUUGAAAACAACUGAGCCCGAUAUAAUCGCUUCUCAGCCGGCUCGUGGUUUUAUUCAAGCUAAUUCAUUCAUUGAAUGCCGCUUAACUUCAAUUGAAACUGACUAUCGAAUAUUAUUUGUUGUACAAUAUACACGAAUCUUAAAUCAAUAUGAUGAUUAUAUAACACAAUGGAAAAAUUUAAAAUCAGAAAACAUUUAUAUAAAAAAUUUCCAUUGUAAUUUUCAAUUUAAUUUUCAACAUGAAACACAAAUAGAUAGCAAACAAAAAUUUUUGAAGCCAAUAUUAUUUACAUUUGCAACUAUUACUCUUCUAACUGCUUUUAUUUAUUUCAGAAAUAAAUAA
This is a messenger RNA of Rotaria socialis, 639 nucleotides long. The record is from the annotation of a GenBank genome assembly. Lineage: Eukaryota; Metazoa; Rotifera; Eurotatoria; Philodinida; Philodinidae.